This is a messenger RNA of Gigantopelta aegis, 2625 nucleotides long. RefSeq names its product serine/threonine-protein kinase shk1/pak1-like. The coding region runs from base 372 to 2537 and encodes 721 amino acids. Gene Ontology annotation, biological process: protein phosphorylation; signal transduction. The transcript has 3 exons. Gene Ontology annotation, cellular component: cytoplasm. Lineage: Eukaryota; Metazoa; Mollusca; Gastropoda; Neomphalida; Peltospiridae. Gene Ontology annotation, molecular function: protein kinase activity; ATP binding. The record is from RefSeq and is a predicted model, not a curated record.
AAUGAAUCCCUGGUUACCAUUGUUUUAUUUUGAAAAUAUGCUUUGACGUCAUCCAGAUGUGAAUACAAUAAAAAGUUUAAAGACUUCCGGAUAAGAUCGUAGAUUGGAUAGUGCAAUUUUCACUGUUCGUGUGUGACAUAUUCAUACAAAGAUGACGGAAACAUAACCAGGAAGUUCAAGACAUUAAUCAACUUUUAAACAAAUGUUGGAGCAUGCGCAGUAUUGAUAGGCAAAUAUGUACUACGGUGGUUUUUCAGAAAAGCAUUCCUUGGAAAAGUAGCAUUACAAAGUUGGUGAAUGCAUAAUUAGAAGAACAUUCGAAUAUAGAACAGCUCGCUGAUCAAUCAAUAUUUCUUCCAGAAGUUUUACACAUGUCCAUACAAAUGUCUUCACAAAAGAUGCUCACAAACAAACUUUCAUCUCCCACAACUUUAGCUGCAACAAAACAAAACAGUGAAAGAUCUGUUGCAUGUCGGAGAAAUAACCAACACCAAGAAACAAGUUCUACAACCACGUUCCUCACUAGAUAUAAUUCUGGAAAUAUAACUUUCCCCAAUUUCUUUCCAUUGAACACAAACCGUCCCGUAAAGCACAAGAGGCCUCUUCGGUGUAUACAAUAUUGUAUGGACCACGAGCAGAUCGACUGCGAUGUGUGUUAUCAUGUCGAUUAUGAGGCUGUUUUACCCAACUUUCGCAAGAAUGAGUAUAUAAAACAACAGCAAUCAGACUUCUGCCAGAAUAAUAUAUUUCACAAACAAAUCGACUGGUGCCAGAAUAAUGUAUACAGGACAAAAACACGAGUAAACCAAAGGCCAGACAAUAGAUACAAUGGAAACACUCCAGUGGAACAAUGGCCAGAGAGUGGGUAUAUAAAAAACAUACCAGUAGACGAUCGCUCAAGAAAUGAAUAUUGGGCAAAAUCACAAAUAGACCAAUGGUCAAAGAAUGAAUAUGUGAAAAUGUUACCAGCCGAUCGAUGUCAGAAUAAUGUAUGUGUUGAAAAUACAUCAGCUGACCGUUUACAAAAUCAAGUGCAUCGUGAAAACACAGAACCGGUUCAAACCGACAGAAUAUUCAGUAGUUCAUCCAGCACUGAAAGCCUGACUGACAGGAUGAUACGCGAAAAGUCUGGUGUGAAGAAAUCAGAGUCUUUUGCAAAAGAGCCAGCGACUAACAAUAAAGCAAAGAUGUCAUGUUUGAGUAAAGACAGGAGUCUUCUAUCCUCUGUGGAUGAAUCAACAACAUUUGGCCCUGUCGGCGGCUCAUCGACAGUUGGCCCUGUCGGCAGCUCAUCGACAGUUGGCCCUGUCGGCGGCUCAUCGAGCGAAUUACCAUCCUCCUCCACUUAUGUCUUCUUCUAUACGCCAGACGAGGAACAGUCGGUCGAAUUCUUUACUCCCAGUUAUUCUCCCAAAUGCAUUUGUCCCAAAUAUGCUUCUGCCAAACGCGAUUCGCCCAAACAUAUAUUUCUAAAGUGUGCAUGUCCCAAGUGUGUUUCACCCAAAUCAGUGUCUUCCAACCAUCAUUCUCCAAAGUGUGCCUGUCCCAAAUGUGUUUCACCCAAAUCUGUAUCUUCCAAAUGCGAAUUUUCAAAGUGUGCAUGUCCCAAAGGUGUUUCCCCCAAACGAGUGCCUUCCAAACGUGAUUCUAUGAAGAGUUGUACUUCUCCGAAGCGUGUCAAUCAAACCACUGACAAUGUCAUUACCGACAACGUUCCCUCACUGUGUGACCUUCCUCCCAACCUGGCGGACCUCAAGAUCCCCUUGCUAAACAAGAAGGAUAUCAGCUACUGCAGGAAGCAGAACGGUUCGGUCGUCUCGAUAGGACAUGGUGUGUACGGCGGUGUGUAUUUAGCUGAACUGAAGGGGAAAACAUCCAAAGUAGUGAUCAAGGACUUUGAGUCGUCCGUGACCUCGUCAGAGAAUAACAUCAUCAAGGAGGCCAAUAUACUGCGUCACCUGCAGCCGACUGGAUUCGUCCCAGAACUCAUUGGUGUAACCAGGGAGGAUCCAGGGCGCCAGCUGGCUCUAGUGCAGGAGUUCUUCGGCCGUGGUGUCACGCUGGGCAAACUGUUAAAUGACACGCCGGUCUUAUCUUACAGGAGCUGGAUCUGUAUAUUUUUCCAAAUGGCCACGGGCUUGCAUUGCAUUCACUCGCGAGGCGUCCUCCAUAACGACAUACAGACCGGAAACAUCCUCGUGGACACUGAUCACCCGUUCUACAGGACAAAAUUCAUUGAUUUCGGUUUAGCCACUUACAGGUGCGGUCACCGGUUUGGCUCCAACAGAGACUACCUACAGCAGUUUGAACAUCUGGCGCCCGAAGUGCAGGACGGAGCAUACACCACAUUCAAAUCGGACGUGUUCAGUCUCGGGUGGGUGAUGGGCACGAUUGCGCAGUCGAAAGAAAUAGAGAAUGACGUCAUCUGGGACGCCAUAGAGGAGAUGACCAAUGAGAACCCAGAAGACAGACCUUUCUCUAGCGCGCUGGGUUCCGUCUUCAGACAACCUCUGUUGCAGGAACUAGACAACACGUGAUGAGGUGUAUUCAUUUACAUAUGUAUCAAAUAAUAAAGAAAAUCAUUAUGAAGUACAAUUUACUAAAUUAAAAAUAUACACACUGAAA